This is a messenger RNA of Telopea speciosissima, 2852 nucleotides long. RefSeq names its product probable GTP diphosphokinase RSH2, chloroplastic. The transcript is spliced from 6 exons. Gene Ontology annotation, biological process: guanosine tetraphosphate metabolic process. NCBI's taxonomy places the organism in Eukaryota, Viridiplantae, Streptophyta, Magnoliopsida, Proteales, Proteaceae. The record is from RefSeq and is a predicted model, not a curated record. Gene Ontology annotation, cellular component: chloroplast. Bases 502 to 2706 code for a protein of 734 amino acids.
GGAAGGGGAAGGUGAAGGUGAAGGCCUGAAAGGGAAUCCAUCCUCGGAGACAUUAAAAGAAGAACCGAAGAAACUCUCUAUUUUGUUUCGCCUUCGAAGUCGGGUUUGACUCUUCUAUCAAAGCUGGGGAUAGGUUUCCCAUCUCUUCUUCAACGCAUUUCGCUUUCUGGAGAACUCGUUCUUGUUUUUUGAACCUUAAUACAAGAUCUAGGGUUUGUUUCAAUUUCUUUAUAAAAUCUGUAAAUACUGUAGUUUUCUUCUUGUUUAGUGUUUCGUCUUGAUUUGCUUUUGGGACCUAAUCCUCUGUUCGUUUUAUGUAUGUUCCUGGGAUUGGGGAAAGAGAAAAGUUGAAGAAAAAAAAACCAAUCGUCGAUUGGUUCUGAUUAUUGGAAAGUAAAUUAGGGUUUCAUUCGACUUCCUUUGGAAUUCUUUAAACUGUCAAAUUUUAUCGGUGAGAAACGUAGAAAAGAGGGGAAAAGUUAGGAUUUUGGUGCUUCGAUCAUGGCGGUACCAACUAUUGCGUUGUAUGCGAGCCCUCCGAGUAGUGUGUGUUCGACUCCGCACCCUUGCCAGAUCAAUUCGCACGCAUAUUCGGACUACGAGUUGAACCCUCGGCCACCGUCUUCAUCACCUUCUUCAGCGCAGAAGCCAAUUGUUGGUGGGCUAUCGUGCCUCUUUUCUUCCCCAUCCGUGAGACACGCAUCGAGCUUCUCUGGGGGCGGAGAUGAGCUAGGAUCUAUAUGGCACGAGAGAGGGGAGGAAUUAAGUAGCUCGUUUAGCUAUUCGCCAUACUCUUCUUUGAGUUCUUCACUCAAAUGUAGAGACCACAGCCCUGUAUCGGUCUUUCAAGGUCCUGUUUCUUGCAGUAGCGGUGGUGUUACUUCUUCUAGAAGCCCGCCGAUGAGGAUUGCCCGUGAACGGAACGGGGAUCUGCACUUACAGGCUUCUUGUAGAACGGGCGGCAAUGGACUCUUUAACGGAUUUGUCCGAAAUGCUUUGGGUUCUUGUCUGGAUUAUGAUUCCCCUAGCUUCCCCAUGCCAGGCAACCUUGAUGCAGAUUCUUCCGUUACCCUGGUGGAUGAAUUUACCUUCAACAUGGAAGAUAAUUUCGCGGAGACAAGGUGCGAACCAUACGCUAAAGAGCUGCUUUUGGGUGCUCAGUUAAGACACAAGAUCUUCUACGAUGAUUUUGUUGUUAAGGCAUUCUAUGAAGCAGAAAAAGCACAUAGGGGUCAGAUGCGGGCAAGUGGCGAUCCAUAUUUGCAGCAUUGCAUUGAAACUGCAGUUUUGCUUGCUAUGGUUGGUGCUAAUUCAACGGUGGUGGCGGCAGGGCUUCUGCAUGACACUGUUGACGAUUCUUUUAUGAAUUAUGAUUAUAUUCGUCGGACAUUUGGGACUGGAGUGUCGGAUUUGGUAGAAGGGGUAUCAAAGCUGAGUCAGUUGAGCAAGCUUGCCCGAGAAAACAAUACUGCAAAUAAAACUGUUGAAGCAGACCGCUUGCAUACUAUGUUUCUUGCAAUGGCAGAUGCUAGGGCUGUACUUAUUAAACUGGCUGACCGUCUGCACAACAUGAUGACACUAGAGGCUUUGCCUUUGGACAAGCAACUGAGGUUUGCAAAGGAGACGUUGGAGAUCUUUGCUCCGUUGGCCAACCGACUUGGUAUCUCAACUUGGAAGGAGCAGCUUGAAAACCUUUGCUUUAAACAUCUCAACCCAGAUCAGCAUGAAGAACUUUCUUCCAAGCUUGUGAAGUCCUUCAAUGAUGAAAUGAUCACUUCAUCCGUUGAGAAAUUGGAGCAAGCUCUGAAAGAUGGAGAGAUUCCUUAUCAUGUCCUCUCUGGGCGACACAAGAGCUUGUACAGCAUUUACCGCAAGAUGUUGAAGAAGAAGUUAACCAUGGAUGAGAUCCAUGAUAUCCAUGGCAUGAGACUGAUCGUUGAGAAUGAAGAAGCUUGUUAUGCAGCACUUAGAAUUGUUCAUCAGAUAUGGCCAGAAGUGCCUGGAAAAUUCAAAGACUACAUAGUCAAUCCAAAAUUCAAUGGUUACCAAUCUCUUCACACGGUGGUAAUGGGUGAAGACAUGGUCCCACUGGAAGUUCAGAUUCGAACAACGGAGAUGCAUUUGCAGGCAGAAUUUGGAUUUGCAGCUCACUGGCGAUACAAGGAAGGGGAUUGUAAAUACUCUUCUUUUGUGCUUCAGAUGGUGGAGUGGGCCAGAUGGGUGGUCACUUGGCAGUGUGAGACAAUGAGCAAGGACCAGACCUCAUCCCAUGGCAAUUCCAACUCCAUUAGGCCCCCAUGUUCAUUUCCUUCUCAUACUGAUGAUUGUCCAUAUUCUUAUGUACCUCGCUGUGGAGAAGAUGGACCUGUUUUUGUCAUCAUGAUGGAGAAUGAUAAGAUGUCUGUUCAAGAGUUUCCGGCAAACUCAACUAUGAUGGAUCUGAUGGAUAGAGCUGGGCGGGGAAACUCAAAAUGGUAUCCAUACUGGUUUUCUGUUAAGGAAGAGUUGAGACCUAGACUGAAUCACGAGCCUGUGAGUGAUCCUACAUGCAAGCUGAAAAUGGGGGAUGUGGUGGAGCUGACUCCAGCCAUACCUGAUAAAUCCUUGACUGUGUACAGGGAAGAGAUCCAGCGGAUGUAUGACCGUGACAGCAACAUAUCUGUCUCAAGCCAAGGGGUUACCAGUAGCUCUGGCUGGAGACCUUGAUCUGUGUCUUCUAUAAAUGUUAUUACUAUUCCAAGUGACAAUUUGUCACCCAAUUGGUUUCAUGUAUAUAAACAAUUCCUUGUACAGAAGUACAUUAUGGUUCUGGAUGUGGAAGCGAUGGCUAACUGGAUUCAUAUUGUGGCUAA